Messenger RNA from Cyprinodon variegatus (sheepshead minnow), 1646 nucleotides. RefSeq names its product latexin (gene lxn). Lineage: Eukaryota; Metazoa; Chordata; Actinopteri; Cyprinodontiformes; Cyprinodontidae. The record is from RefSeq and is a predicted model, not a curated record. Bases 659 to 1531 code for a protein of 290 amino acids. Gene Ontology annotation, molecular function: metalloendopeptidase inhibitor activity. The transcript has 7 exons.
CACUGUGUGACGAGUCUCCUAUUGACGCUGCAGCACUUGCUAAUUGGAUUGGUCACAGCUGAAGGGCAAGCACAAUAUACAGUACUGUAAACAACUUCUUGCUGCUGUGAUAAUGGGUGUAAAAUAGCUGUUAUUUACCAGCACUGGUUCUUUACAUGCUACUCAACAGGUGCAAGUUCCUGUUUAGUCUGUUUAUUGUUUGUUAAUAAAGAAAGGAGGGCAGUGAAGUGCAGUGACGAGUUCAGAAAAUGUUAUUUUCCUUAAAGAAAUUUCCUCCACAGGACAAAACAACCUCAGAUUGACCAUUAAAACUGACCUGAGGAUCAUUAUAAAGCUUUAGCUCUAAAGAUUUUACCCUUCCAAAUGAUAAGACGUGUUUUUCCUUUCUCAGACGUUUGGAGGCUGAUUAACUAAGUGUAUCAAGGGAGACAAAAUGAGAAAGAUAACGACCUAAAGUGGAGAAGAUUGUUUAGCUUUAGGAGAAAAAUAAGAAGCAGUGAUUGUGCAAAGAAGACAGCAGGAUCUGGAAAAUCUCGUCUCUGCUUCUUUCUUAUUGCACAACUCUGCACUGGCAGGAGGGUCAUUCCUCUCCCUGUACUCCUCCCCUCUGGUUGUUUUGUCCAUUUUCAGACGGUUCCGAGCUACACAGCUGGUAGAAAUGGAACUGAGGGGAGCAAUGGUUCUGGUUGUGUUGAUGGGGACGACAUGGAGCCUCAGUGUGACAACAAUCAGACCUGAAACAGUUUCCAUGGAUGCGGUGGCUCGUCCUGACAUGGCCGAGGAGAACACAGAACAGACAGAAGCAGCAGCAGCAGAGGAGGCUGAAGAGGAUGUGAUGGCAACAGGUGAGCUGAACCCCAAUCACUACCCCGCCCAGAGGGCAGCAAAGGUGGUCCAACACUACCUCAACACCCGCCAUGGAUCCCCCUACAGACUGUUUGGAUUAAAGCAGGUCCACAGUGGGAACGCAGAGGAUGUGGCAGACUCCGGGAGAAAGUACCAGCUGGAGAUUUCAGUACACGAGAUCAUCAGUAAUACAACAGAGAAGUGCUCGGCUGAGGUUUACUUUCCAAGGGGAGAAAAGCAGCUCCCACCUCAAGUGCAGGUCUCCUCAUUAGUGGAGCUCCCGAAAACUGAUGUUGAAGCUAAAGAAGGGGAGUUAUACCAGGAGUACAGGACCAAUAAAACCCUGCGUACUGAAAAACGUCUACCUGACAGCUACGGUCACAUGGACCCAGAGAUGACUCCCUUCUGGCAUCUCGGCAUUGUGGCCUCCAGCUUCAUCAUGCUGAGUGAAUCCACAGAAAACACUCUGUACAACGUGGCUCAGGUGGCCAACAUCACACAGCUGACAACAGAAAAUGACCAGUUGAAGUUUGAUUGUCACGUUCUGCUGCACGACAUGGUGUCUCAGGAAAUCCCCCAGUGGAAGCUGCUGUUCACCUGGUCUCCAGCCGAGGGCGUUAAGGUGCUGCAGACCGAGAAGCUGCCUCACGUUCAUGAAUGUGAAAAACAUCCCAAAACCAACUGAUCUUUCUCAAAAUGAUGUUGCAACACGUUGUUUCUUUGUAAAUGUUCUUAAAGUGAUGCCACAAUUUAUGAAGCAAGAUUUGCCUUUCACUCCUGCAGCAUAAAGCUUUUGAAAU